AUGGCAAAAGCAAUACCACAAUCAUUCCCAAAUACCGCCCACAAGUUAUGCCGUUGGCACAUCCUGAAGAAGUUCAAGGAAUACCUCGCGUUGCUGUACAAAAAGUGUAGAACAUUGAAAGAGGAGUUCAUAGCUAUCUUAAACUGGCCGCUAAUGCCAACGGAGUUUGAAGCUGCCUGGGCUGCACUCGUGCAAAAAAUGACUUCUACACAACGAAGCGAGAGCAUGAAUCACGUGCUCAAGCGAGGGUUUGUCAAGGGGACCCAGAACCUACACAAGUUUGCUAGGCAGGUAAAUGCUUACAUACAAACUCGAAUGCAGAAGGGGAACGAGCAAACAAUGGCUAGCGUGAGCAAUCGUGUGACAAAAACAACUUACGGCUACGAGGAAGACAUGGCUAUCAAGUACACAAGAGCCGUGUACAGCGAGAUGAGGACUAGGAUGAGAAAAGCCACACUAUUUCGCGCAAAGCCUAUAACAGAGCCCACUAAGUACCUUGUGUACUACCACAACAAGGCUGGCCAUGAUGAUGAAGAAAGAUUUGCCUGGUCAAAGCAUGAAUUCCAGGUUGUAGCUGACCUAGAGAAUGAAAUAUAUGAGUGUGAAUGCAAGCUUUGGACACACACACGUCUGUUCUGCCUUCACAUAAUGAACAUACUGGACUUCCUGAAGGCUGGCAAAUUUCGAGACAAGUAUAUCCUUAAACGGUACACAAAGACUGCAAAAUCACAACCAACAUUUGAUACAAGGGACUAUAACACAACUGCAUCGGAUGUCAGCUCAAGACUAUCCAAGCAAGACAUCCUGUUGUAG
Molecule: messenger RNA, 813 nt
Organism: Aegilops tauschii subsp. strangulata
Lineage: Eukaryota; Viridiplantae; Streptophyta; Magnoliopsida; Poales; Poaceae
Product: protein FAR1-RELATED SEQUENCE 5
Biological process (GO): regulation of DNA-templated transcription
Molecular function (GO): zinc ion binding
Source: RefSeq, a predicted model, not a curated record